This is a messenger RNA of Aspergillus glaucus CBS 516.65, 813 nucleotides long. RefSeq names its product S-adenosylmethionine-dependent methyltransferase. NCBI's taxonomy places the organism in Eukaryota, Fungi, Ascomycota, Eurotiomycetes, Eurotiales, Aspergillaceae. The record is from RefSeq and is a predicted model, not a curated record. Bases 1 to 813 code for a protein of 270 amino acids. Gene Ontology annotation, biological process: methylation. Gene Ontology annotation, molecular function: S-adenosylmethionine-dependent methyltransferase activity; nucleic acid binding; protein methyltransferase activity. Gene Ontology annotation, cellular component: eRF1 methyltransferase complex. The transcript has a single exon.
AUGCUCCCAACACCAUGCACCUCCCACGUCUCCUUUGACACCAUCUACGAACCCUCCGAAGACUCCUACCUCUUCCUCGACACCCUCUCCUCCGAAUCCGAAUCAACAUGGCUCUCAAACCGCUUCAACAGCACAUCUACACCAUCACCGGAUGAUAGCACACAAAGUACAUCUACAUCACCUCUAGUCGUCGAAGUCGGAACCGGCUCCGGGGUUGUCCUGGGCUUCGUAGCUGCCAAUUCGCAAUUGAUAUUUGGUCGACGGGAUAUCCUAGCUCUGGGGACGGAUGUGAAUCGGAAUGCGUGCUUAGCGACGCGGGAGACGGCGGUUAAGGCGGUUCAUGAGAGACAGGCAGACUCAGCACCAACAGCAAAAACACCAUACCUCGCCUCCAUAAUGUCCGACCUAUGUACACCCCUCCGACCAGGGAGUGUCGACGUCCUCCUCUUCAAUCCCCCCUAUGUCCCGUCAGAAGAAGCACCCCGGUUACCCACCGUGGCAGAACAGAAAGACAAGAAGGACCUAUCGCGAUCAGCAAAGUUCGAGCAGGACUCGUACUUUCUAUCUCUGACGUAUGCUGGUGGAGUUGACGGGAUGGAGACGACUGAUCGGUUGUUAGAGGCGAUUCCGGGGAUUCUGGAUCCUGUGCGCGGGGUUGCGUAUGUCUUGCUCUGCAGGCAAAAUAAUCCGGAAGAGGUAAAAGAGAGGAUUCGGGGAUGGGGGAAUGGAUGGAAGGCUGAGACAGUUGGGAAUAGUGGUAAGCAGGCGGGGUGGGAGAAGUUGGUUAUUGUGAGGAUAUGGAGGGGCGAGUAG